Molecule: messenger RNA, 1884 nt
Organism: Wallemia mellicola CBS 633.66
Lineage: Eukaryota; Fungi; Basidiomycota; Wallemiomycetes; Wallemiales; Wallemiaceae
Product: DEAD-domain-containing protein
Exons: 3
Coding region: 1-1884 (627 amino acids)
Cellular component (GO): nucleolus
Molecular function (GO): nucleic acid binding; ATP binding
Source: RefSeq, a predicted model, not a curated record
AUGAGCUUACACUCAUUCGCAGGAAAGUGGUCUACUAUUAAACCACGUUUGAGUGAAUGGAUUGAAGAAUAUUUAUUAAACAUUGGUUAUACAGAAAUGACUCCUGUACAAGCCUCAACUAUACCUCUAUUUAGAGCAAAUAAGGAUGUCGUAGUUGAAGCCGUUACGGGUAGUGGAAAAACAUUAGCAUUCUUAAUACCAAUUUUAGAAAAGUUAACAAAUUAUUCAAAUUCAUUAAAGAAAGGUGAUGUUUUCGCUUUAAUCGUCGCACCUACACGUGAAUUAGCUAUACAAACGCAUAGUCAACUAAAUGAUAUUAUAACUGCAUCACCUGUUGAUUUACCACCACCACUUUUAUUAGUUUCUGAUCAAGAUUCAACAACAACAGAUGAUCGUCGUCGAUUUGAACAACAAGGUUCACAAAUACUGGUUGGUACACCUGGAAGAGUCGAUGAAUUCAUUGGUGGUAAUAAAGGUGUAAAAGGUAAAGGUAAAGGUAGUGGAAGGUACACAAACUUCGAAAUGUUAGUCCUUGAUGAAGCCGAUAGAUUGUUAGAUUUAGGCUUUUUGCCAACUUUAAGGAGUAUAGUUUCGCAUCUUCCUAAACAACGUCGCACUGGUUUAUUUAGUGCAACUAUGACUGACCAAGUUGGAAACUUGGUAGCAAUCGGGUUGAGAAAUCCUGCGAAAGUUGUCGUAAAAGUUACAAGUAAAUCAUCGAAGUCCGAAAUAGAAGAGAGAAGAACACCAGCUGGUUUAAACAACACCUAUACGGUGGUUAAACAACAAGAUAAACUAGCAAAACUACUUAAAUUACUACAAAAUGAAGUAGAGGAGGGAAAGCAAAAGAUAAUUGUUUACUUCCCAACAUGCGCAAGUGUUGAUUACAUCUGGCAGGUUAUUAACAAAUUACCAAAGAAGUACCUUCCACCGUCAUCAACAACUAUACAUAGUCUUCAUGGUCACAUCCCUCCUCCUAAACGUACAACUGCUCUAUCAUCAUUCACAAAUUCACCAUCAGCAGUCUUGCUCUGUACAGAUGUCGCCGCUCGUGGUAUUGAUCUUCCAGAUGUAGAUGCAGUUGUUCAAUGGGAAGCACCAACUGAUUCACGUUCAUUCAGUCAUAGAGUUGGUAGAACGGCAAGAGCAGGUAAUAGCGGUAAAGCUAUCCUCUUCCUUUCUCAAGGCUCUGAAGAAGGUUAUGCUGAAUUCUUAAGGGGUAGAAAGAUACCACUCGCACCUCACAGACCAAUUGAAGAUGCAGCAGAUUCUAAAGAAUUGUUAGAAAUCAUGAGAAAGAUCCUCCUCAAGGAUAGAAGCCUUCAUGACGCCUCAAUUAAAGCCCUUACAUCAACAGUUAGGAGUUAUUCUAAACAUGAGCAAGUAUAUCUCUUUAGAACGUAUGAACUUGAUAUCCCCGGAUUGGCUACCUCAUUUGGCCUAUUGAGAAUGCCAAAAAUGCCAGAACUCAAAGGCAAGGAAAUUGAUGAAAAGGAUUGGCAGGAUGCUGAAGUUGAUUGGGACACUUACGCUUACGCUAAUGCAUCACAAGAAGCAUCUCGUCAGAAAAAACUCAAAGAAGCACCAAAACGUGAAAUCAAACCAAAGAAGGAGAAGGAAGCAGCUUGGUCAAACAAGAAAGAUAGACACGAUAAACGUAUAACACAAAAAGAGAAAAAGGAAGCAAAGCGUAAAUUUGAAAAGGCAGAAAGAGCACGUUUGAGGGAAGAAGAAGAAGGUAAUAGCGAGGAGGAAGAGGAAGACUGGAAAGCCCACGUAUUGGAAACCCGUGAGGCUAAAAAACGCCGCAAAGAGGAGAAGAACAAAGGUAGCGACGAAGAUGAAAUGGAUCCAGGAACUACUUUUGCAUUUGAUGAUUUGUAA